CCUGCAGUCUGGAACUAGCGGAUGUGUGCCAGAGUCUAUAGACCUAGACCUAGAAGAGCCAGUGUCCCACUUACAGACCCCUCUUUCCUCUUUCAGCAUCAGGCCAGACAGACAGACGGAGCAGGACAACCAUAGGAUACCACAUGCCCAGCUAAGAAGGGGAGAAGAGAGAGACAGAGAAGAAGAGACAAAGAGGAAGAGAUAGAGAAAGAUUGAGAGGAGAAGGGGAGACGAGUGAGACAGAAGAAAAGUACUUUCUGUAAGAGAAGAGGAAAAGGAGGAGAGAUGCCUGCUGCCCUUCUCAGACCCAGAGGGCCCCUGGCCCAGACCAACCUGAUCAGCACGCUGUUGUUGUCUCUCUGUCUCCACACCGGCCCCGUCACUGGAGGCAUAAUGAAGGCUGAUGAGAUCCAGAAUGGUGGCGGGGACACCAUCAGCCACUCCCUGGCCCUGGUGCAGCGUCUGGAGGCCCUGCUGGCUCAGGGGAACGGCAGCGAUGUGGCCCUCAGGGUGCAGACAGUGGGAGCAGAGCAGGUAAAGGUGAUCCAGGCCCACUCCUUGAUGCUGUCCCUGCAGAGCCCUGUGUUCGAGGAGCUGCUGCUCAGCCGUAACGGCACCACCCUGGUCCUCCUGGAGACCGCUGAGUGUGCUGCCGUCUUCGACAAGUUCAUCAGGCUGGUCCUGAAGCUGCCUUCUUCACUUGACUUUGUGCUGAAUUGUAAACACACACACACACACAGGUACCUGUAUUGUGGAGAGAUCUCCCUGUGUCUGGAGCAGGCCACCUAUCUACACAAGCUGGCCACCAAGUACCGCGUCCAGGGCCUUCAGCAGGGGGUCACCCAGUACAUGACCCAGAACCUGGCCACAAACUCCCCUUCUGGACACGUGGUGGAAUGGUACCAGUACGCCCUGCAGACUGGCGACGUGGCCCUGAGGGACAGCUGUCUGCAGUACUUGUCCUGGAACCUGUCCUCUGUGCUGCAGAGUGGGGAGUGGACCACCGUCAGCAAUGACCUGCUCAUGACCCUGCUGCAGCGCUCAGACCUCAUCCUGCAGAGUGAGAUGGAGCUCUUCGCUGCACUGGAAGCCUGGAUCAACCAGAACGAACCGGAUGCUCUAACAGCCGAGAACGCUCUGAGAGCUGUCCGUUACGCCAUGAUGCCCCCGCGGGAGCUCUUCCGCCUGCAGACCCAGUCUCCUGUUCUGGCCCGCUACCAGGAGUCGGUUCGGGACCUCCUCUACCAGUCCUACCAGUUCCACUCCGCCUCCCCCCUCCACAUGGCCAAGUACUUUGACGUGAACUGCAGUCUCUUCAUGCCCAGGAACUACCUCUCCCCAGCCUGGGGGAGUCCUUGGGUCAUCAACAACCCCAUGAGGGACGACCGCAGCACCAGCUUCCAGACACAGCUGGGACCCAGCGGCCAUGAUGCCAACAAGAGGGUGACCUGGAACGCACUGUUCUCGCCCCGUUGGUUGCCCCUCAGCAUGAGGCCAAUGUACUCCGAACAGGGCUCCACGCAGCCGACCCGCGUUGACGGAGGCCGCCUGCGAAUCAUUAUUACUCCCGCUACGUCAAGUGCGGACUUUGCCGGGGUGAGCUUCCAGAAGACGGUGGUGGUGAUGGCAAGGAAGCAGGGAAAGAUGGUGGUGAGACAUGUUUAUAACUUCCACCAGAGCACCGAGGAGACUGGAGACUUCUUGGUGGAUGCUGAUCUGCACCGCAAGAUGUCUGAGUACCUGGUCGAUGGUUCCCUCCAUCUACACAUCGUGGUCAAGCCACUCUACCAGACACUCAUCGCUACCAAGAAAUGACCCCCUCACUCUUUCUAUGUGCCCCAAUUCUCUAUCCUUCUGCCAUACGUGUGCACUUGUUCACUUCCCUUCAUGCAUUUACAUUUUAAUCAUUUAGCAGAUACUCUUAUCCAGAGCGACUUACA
Coregonus clupeaformis (lake whitefish) is the source of this 1940-nucleotide messenger RNA. It is a transcript of the gene btbd17a, whose product is annotated as BTB (POZ) domain containing 17a. The coding region runs from base 286 to 1815 and encodes 509 amino acids. The transcript has 7 exons. Gene Ontology annotation, molecular function: protein binding. The record is from RefSeq and is a predicted model, not a curated record. Lineage: Eukaryota; Metazoa; Chordata; Actinopteri; Salmoniformes; Salmonidae.